GGGUUUCAGCAGUGGAUUUAACAAGACUUCUCACUGAAGUACAGCACUUGCACCAGACUGCACUGCAGGGAGAGUAAAGUCACUACUCAGACCCACAUAACAGCCCCAGAUCAACCGGGUCUCUUGUUCCAUCACUCUCCUAGUGCACCAGGAUCCCAAAAAUGGCUGGGCCCUUCACUAGAUUCCUCUCAUCAGGGAAAUCAACUGGACUUCUGGCUGUGGCUGGUGCUGGGUCAUUAAUGGCCGGAUACUUUGUGAACAGAGAAAUAGUCAGUGCUACAACAGACAGUAAGAGGAGACUCUACCCACCAAGUGCAGAAUUUCCUGACCUCCGGAAACAUAAUAACUGUAUGGCAAGUAAUCUCACACCAGCCAUCUAUGCCAAGCUCUGCAGCAAGACCACCCCUGCCGGAUUCACUAUUGAUCAAUGCAUUCAGACUGGUGUAGAUAACCCAGGACACCCCUUUAUUAAAACUGUUGGCAUGGUAGCAGGAGAUGAAGAAUGCUAUGAGGAGUUCGCAGAUCUUUUUGAUCCAGUUAUAAAGGAGAGACACAAUGGCUAUGACCCAAGAGCCAUGAAGCACCCCACAGACUUAGAUGCCAGCAAGCUUAAAGCUGGCCAGUUUGAUGACCGCUAUGUGUUGUCAUCACGUGUUCGCACUGGAAGAAGCAUCCGAGGUCUGAGCCUGCCCCCAGCUUGUACCCGGGCUGAGAGGAGAGAAGUGGAGAGAGUGACAGCGGACGCCCUUAAUGGCCUCAGUGGAGAUCUGACCGGACGUUACUAUAGGCUGAGCGAUAUGACAGAGCAAGAACAGCAACAGUUAAUUGACGACCAUUUCCUCUUUGACAAGCCUGUGUCACCAUUACUGACAUCAGCGGGCAUGGCACGUGACUGGCCUGAUGCACGUGGCAUCUGGCACAACAAUGAGAAGACCUUCCUUAUCUGGGUAAAUGAGGAGGAUCACACCAGAGUCAUCUCUAUGGAGAAAGGAGGGAACAUGAAGAGUGUGUUUGAGCGGUUUUGCAGAGGCCUUAAGGAGGUUGAGAGAUUAAUCCAAGAGAAGGGCUGGGAGUUUAUGUGGAAUGAGAGGUUGGGAUAUAUCCUCACUUGCCCAUCUAACCUGGGGACUGGUCUUAGAGCUGGAGUACACAUUAAACUACCUCUACUGAGCAAGGAUCCACGCUUCCCAAAGAUCCUUGAAAAUCUCCGUCUACAGAAAAGAGGAACAGGAGGAGUAGACACUAAGGCUGUUGGCAGCACAUUUGAUAUCUCAAACUUGGACCGUUUGGGAAAAUCUGAGGUGGAACUUGUGCAGCUGGUCGUUGAUGGAGUGAACUAUCUUAUUGACUGUGAGAAGAGACUGGAGAGGGGGCAAGAUAUCCGUAUUCCUUCACCCGUGGCUCAGUUCAAGCACUAAUCCAAAGCCAUACCUCCUGUACAACAAACAGCGCGGUGUGCAGUAUGUGUACGCGCUAUUAAUAAUGCAUUAGUUUAUGCACUAAUGCGUCAUUAAUACCUUGUGAUCCUACUGUACUGAACAGGACAGUCUGGUGCAAUAUUCAGCCUCUGUGUUGUAUAGCAGUUCCUUCACGUUGUGACUGUCCAUGCUUAUGAGCGGCGUAUUGUUACCAUCUAAAUAAAGCUCACUGCUGUCCUC
Molecule: messenger RNA, 1658 nt
Organism: Pseudophryne corroboree (corroboree frog)
Lineage: Eukaryota; Metazoa; Chordata; Amphibia; Anura; Myobatrachidae
Gene: CKMT1A
Product: creatine kinase, mitochondrial 1A
Exons: 10
Coding region: 162-1418 (418 amino acids)
Biological process (GO): phosphocreatine biosynthetic process
Cellular component (GO): mitochondrion
Molecular function (GO): creatine kinase activity
Source: RefSeq, a predicted model, not a curated record